AUGUCUUCUGCGAAGCUGAGCAAAGCUCAUCGAAUGCCUAAGCCUGAAGAGAUCCUCGAUAAAGAUACGGGGGAGAGGAAAGAUUUGACAGACAUGAUGCAUGCUUUCACCUUCAACGAAACCAUGGACACCAUCGACGAGAAGGUCUACGAAGAGACCCUUGAUUACGACUAUUCAAAACCUGAUGGAACCGCAAUGCUCAGUGGUGUAUCACCGGAAGUCUGGCUAAACAUCGCGUCUUUCCUGACACCCUUCGAUCUAGUGCGACGCUCAUGGGCAUUUGGACCGGAAUUCGGUAUCAAACACCAAACUCUGGCACGAAGAUGGAAAGACCCAUACUCGGAGUGGACACACGAGAGCAUGUAUCAUGUCACGGAAAAAGGCCACGUGAUGAUGCGAAUCAAGUCACAACGCUAUGUCGAGGGAGGUAUGACAACUGCAGCGAAGCGCAUGGCAUUAUUCAGUCGGGGCGACUACACUCCGUACUUCAGUGUCUGCUCACACUGGAAGGAUGGCAUACUGACCUCAAUACCUAAAUGCGCGCUGGACCAUAUCCCGUUUGAGCAGCUCCCGGACGCCCUCACACAACUCAAAGCCAAGGUUGGCGCAAGGAAGGCGAGCGGGUUUGUCAGUCUGUGUAGCCGCUGCAGGCCUAUGCGUCGCUGCCCAAUGUGUCCAACAGAAUACGUAUUCGAGCUGAAGCUUGUCGAGGACAAGACUGUGAAGAUCCAGUCUCCGGACCGGUUUAAGCAAGCUUUGAUAGCCACAAGGUGGAGCGACUUAGGCCCGGGCCGAUCACCGGAUGACAAGGAAUGGGCUGCGAUAAGCGGGGAGAGUGACAGUUAUGACAGCUUCCUAGAGAUCGGACGACGAGCUGUCAGCGGCGUCUUCGAGAGCGCGUUCACAGACAACCCUCCGGGUCAGCGGAUACUCUCUUCUAAUCCUAAAAAGGUCAAGGCCGAUGAGAUUGGAGGUGACUGGUAUUGA
Messenger RNA from Parastagonospora nodorum SN15, 987 nucleotides. RefSeq lists its product as hypothetical. Lineage: Eukaryota; Fungi; Ascomycota; Dothideomycetes; Pleosporales; Phaeosphaeriaceae. Bases 1 to 987 code for a protein of 328 amino acids. The transcript has 2 exons. The record is from RefSeq and is a predicted model, not a curated record.